Molecule: messenger RNA, 4319 nt
Organism: Acipenser ruthenus (sterlet)
Lineage: Eukaryota; Metazoa; Chordata; Actinopteri; Acipenseriformes; Acipenseridae
Product: sarcospan
Exons: 3
Coding region: 117-884 (255 amino acids)
Cellular component (GO): dystrophin-associated glycoprotein complex; sarcolemma
Source: RefSeq, a predicted model, not a curated record
AAAUGUUUUCCAUAUUUGUUCAGAGCCUCCCUGAUUCCAAAUAGCAGCAAAGCCUCAGAUAGAACAGGAGCAACACUGAGGGGGGUGGGAAGGCACAAAAUACUGAGAUUAUCAGAAUGGGAAAAGAUGGGAAAAGCAACCCAAGCCCGGUCCCUAACAAUCAGAGCCAGGCAGGGAAGCCGGGAGGAGAGAAGAGCACAGACCCAGCUCAGGAAAACAAAGGAGACAUGGAGAAGAAUAAAGGGCAGAAGGGAAAGCUCAAGGCAGGCCAAAAGGAGGAUUCCCAUAUUUGUUGUGGCUGCCGUUUUCCUUUACUGAUUGCUUUAUUACAGCUGAUUUUAGGCAUUUCCAUAGCAGUGGUGGCCUUUCUAAUGACAAGCAUCAGCUCCUAUUUGCUGACCAGAGAGACUCCACACUGGGCUGGGAUAUUUGUCUGUUUGGUCUCCUUAUUGGGCUUUUACUUGUAUUGCAUAACAUACCUGCCUGAUGAGAGGACAUCUAUGCAAUUUAUUGCCAAGUUGGUCUACUUCUUGCUAUGUGCCAUUGGGCUAAUCAUAUGUGUCUUAGCAGUGGCUUUUGCAGGACAUCAUUAUUCUCAAAUCAACAACUUCACCUGCGAACCCAUAGGUGAAAUGGAAUCCUGUGUCUGCAAGCUAGACCCAAUGGACCCGAUCGCCAGGACCUUUGAAUACAGAGAUGUGAAGGAUUGCUCCACAAUCACCACCACCCUCAAGCUCUACUUCCUUCUGCAGAUUGCUUUGAACCUGACCCUGGCCAUUGUCUGUCUGAUCGGAUGUUUUGUGAUGUGGAAACACAGGUACCAGGUGUUCUUCGUAGGCCUUCAGCUCAACUCAGCCAAUGAGCAGAAGCAGCAGAAGGUGUAACCUCUUUAACACUUUCUCACCACUGGUCCUUAUAAAUUAAUUUCCAUUCUGCAAGAUAACAUCAAAUUAUUUGUGGCUUACUGAUGAACAAGUAAAGACACCUUCCGAUGACUCCACAAGCAAGCCCAAGAUGAAGAAUCUAAUGACUGCAGGGACCCAGCUAGUUCUAAUGAGGAACAGUUGCUUUUAUCUUGCAGCAUAUUCUUCUUCAGGAAGGGGGGGGAGGGGGGGUUACUAAAUACUAAAAAGGAAACAAAGUACAAUUUCAGAUGAUCAGCAACAACAUACCAAAUAAUCUUUGCCAAGUACACACCUUGUGAGUCAUGCAAGUUAUACACACAAGAACAUUUGGCAGCUAUCAAUAUUUUCAUUAGAAGUAGUUUAGAAGUGCAGUAGAGGGUAACAGCAGAUGAGUAACACUACCAGCAGCUUUUAACAUACAGGUAGACCAAUUGUGCAGAAAUGUUGGAAUUAAACUGCUCUUUGCUCAUAAGUUUUUGAAAUCCUAGUUACUACAUUAACAAAUUUAACAAUAGGCCUAAAAACUAAUUUUCUGUAUUUAUCUUUUGGAAAAAAGUCUGUGGCAGAUAUAUGAUCUUAGCAAAUAAGAUUUUUAGGGUGUAGUGACCAUAUGUAACAGGAAGAUCCUGCUUUCUUAAAUCAAACUAUAAUUUACAAAUAAUAUUCUAAGUUAAAUACCGAAAUCAUAAAUAUAAAGAAAAACCCUUCGUCCAGUAGGCAACAUGUCAACAUUGUAAAAUGUGUUACAAUGUUUGUCUACUGGACGAAUACCUUUCUUUAGUUUUAUUAAUAUAUUAAAUAUAAAAGUGUAACCAGAUUAUUUUGUGGGCAGUGUAUUACAAUGGCCUAGUCUAUUUGCACAUGAUCAUUUAUCUUCUGUUUUUAUAAUUGAUUUGUAUCCAAUUUUCUUGUUUGAAAUUCAAACAUUUUAAAAUCACUGAAUGUGUUGCAGAAUAUGAAUUCAUUCUAUUCUGAUAGCAUGUUUGUUUUCCUUGUGAAGGACUGGAUUGGAUCCUGGCUGAAGUCUUUAGUAAAAAAUGUGGUGGAUGCAUGAGUUCCUGUUGGAGAAUAGUACAGAUGAUAUAGACCUACAAUAUGCACAGUCUGGCACAGUAGGCAGUAGUCUUUGUUUAGCAGAGCAUGGAGACUGAAACUACCCAGGGCAAAGGUGCAUUGGCAGGGCUGUGAGGAAGAAUUCAGUGCUACAGCUGUCUACACUCAACACAACCAUAGAGGUAAAAAUAGAGAGGGUGCAGUAUCAGCAGCAUUGGUUAAAAUCAUGUAAACAGACCUCCACUUAGGGUUUGGAUGAAAUAAGGCUGCUGAAAUGAAUACCAGUAUAUGAAAUUACAAGUGAAGUAAAUAGAAAAUUAUUUUCAUGUGUUCUUUUUGGUAUUGUGGAUGAAGGAAAAACACAUUCAUGUGUGAGAAUUAUUUUCUCAGGUGAGAAAAAAUGCAAUGAAGCCUUAUACAGUAUUGUUAAAUAGAACCCAAGCAGAGAGCAGUUCUUUGUUUAUGUCCAAACUGAAAAUCUGCUAUGGAGUAAGAGAAAAGUCCAAACUGUUUAGAUAAUACUAGAAGCCCAUAAUUAUUUGAAAACAUUUCUUAGAAAAUGAUCUGGCCUCUGCUGCUGCCUAAUUAUUGGGUUGAAAAUUGCUGAUUGUCUUGUGACCUUUAAACAAAAUGUCUUGUUAAUAAAAAUAGGUUCUCACUGAGCCAGUGAGAAAGAGCUGGAAUCUUUCAUAUCGAAAAAUAUUACUGCCUGUGUUCACACAUUAACUUCAGAGUAACCUUAGAAGUCUACAAAUCUUCAUGGCAAGAAAAUCAAUAUGUACACACACAAUGUGCAUUACACAUGAAGUGUGUUAUUCAUAUAUUAAUUGUAUGUAAUUUUCAUUGAGAUUUAGAGAUGUUCGAGUUGAAACAUUAAGAAUUGAACACCAGUGAAAUAAGAUGGCUACCCUCGGAGUGAAGUAUUUAUGGGCAGGGGUCUCUGCUUGUUUCAGUGGUGCAAAAUAUUUAAGUAUAUUUUAAGUACAUUUUUGGAACAGUGGUUAUGGGGAGUAAAACAGGUACCCAGAUUGGAUACAAAAAUAGCACUGGCAUUAGUAUUAAGCUCUAUACUUUUCAUAUAUUCAUAAUGUAUAGCCUUGGGGUGCUAAGAAGAGAAGAUUGAGGUUAUUAUUUAUUUAACGCUGCAGAGUCCCACAAUCUUUUCUAAUUUUAAACUAAAAAAAGAUUCAUUGGUGUUUACUGCAUCCUAUCAUACCCAUCAGGAACCACUUUUUUGUUUGUUUACAUUACCCAUAGCAUCACUCUGAGAUCCACAUAGACCUGAAGAUAAAACAGUUUUGGAUUCUGCACCUUUAAAUGUUGUAGGUAAGGCUCAAAAUUGUGUCAGAUCAGCAUCAGCAGAAUUGCCGAUUUACAGUGAUGACCUGUUAAACAAUAUUUCAAUAGACACAAGUUCUGUGUUCAUGUUGGAAAAAUUCUGAUCUGUGGACUUUACCCAAUUCGUAUCUUAUUCUGUAAGUUUGUCCCUGCUGCACCUCCCUCUGGCACUGGUGCUGAUUGGUUACAAGCUUCUAGAACUAUGUUGAAACAUUUAGUAGGAGAAAGGGGGGGAAUAAAAAGAGAGUGUAGACAGCCACUGUUUAUGAUCUGCUUCCACCUCCCCACAAUGUGCCUUCACAUGAUCACCAUUUGCGCCUUGCUCAAACUCAGCUCACUGUAGGCGGAAACUUGGGCCCAGUCCCAAAAUAGCACGAGGGCCUGCAUAACGGAAGAGUUUACGGGCUGAACUGCCGACUACAAAUAUAGAUGAUUAAAUAUAUAAAUACACACAUAUAUAUAUAUACAGACAAACAUAUACACAGCAACAAAAUAUACACAAUAAAAGCAAAUGAUAAAAGACAAAAUAAUAAUUAGUAUCUGCUGUUAAAUUUUUGCUACAGCUGUACUUGGAUAUUUCUGUAAAAAAAAAGUUUUAUAUCCUACAAAAAACAAAGGGAGAGAAAGGGGGGCUCAGAGGGACAACUAAAUAAAUCACUUUCAGAGUUGAGCAGAAGCCUUCAAUAUUCCGUAAGUAGUCUGCAGUUCAUUUUGUAGCUUUAAGCUACAGAACAACAUGCCAGUGAAUUAACACUGAUGGCCAGAGGGUAGUCAUAAAAAAGGUAACAUUUUAUAAGGACAUUUUAAUGAAACAUUUUUUAAAUCAGUGUGUGUUCCAUUUUCUAUUGGGUGUUUAACAUAAAGCCUAACAUCUCUUGUCUGCAGCAAAAAAAAAUUGUAUUCCAGCUUGAAUGUUAUAUUUUAAAUACCAUGUUUACCUGUUUUAUAUGUAUAAAAAAAUAACAAGAAAUUUAUAAUAAAAAAAACAACACCAGCUGCCUUCAGAAUAUGGCAAAGUGACAA